AUGCGAUACAUGAGCCUCAACAACAACUAUGCCACAAAGGCUGAUCACUCCAAAAAGUCCAAAUUUGGUGAUCUACCACUCAGCACCGCCGGUCCUAUUAACUGCGCACUCAGUGGUACAUCGCUCUUGAACACACCAUAUCUCAACAAGGGCUCUGCUUUUCCUCCUGAUGAGCGUCGAGAGUUUAAUCUCACAGGGUUACUACCUCAAGGUGUUCAGACACUUGAACAGCAGUGCAAACGUGCCUAUGAGCAGUAUUCGUCAAGACCUGACGAUUUAGCCAAGAAUACUUUUCUCACUUCACUAAAGGAUCAAAAUGAGGUUCUGUACUACAAGGUAUCACUCACUCGUGCAUCGUUCCAUUAUAACCGCAAUGCUAAUUCUUGUGUAAAGCUUCUGCAACUUCACCUCGAUGAGAUGAUGAGCAUCGUCUAUACACCGACUGAAGGCGAUGCUAUCCAGAAUUACUCUCGACUCUUUAGACGUCCGGAAGGUUGCUAUCUCAACAUCCGAGACCCAGAUCAUGUGCAUCACAAUCUCGCACAAUGGGGAAACCCUGAAGAUAUUGACUACAUUGUUGUAUCUGAUGGUGAAGAGAUCCUUGGCAUUGGUGACCAAGGCGUCGGCGGUAUCCUCAUCUCCGUCGCCAAAUUAGUCCUCACCACUCUCUGUGCCGGCGUCCAUCCCAAUAGAACCCUUCCAGUUGUCCUCGACUGCGGCACAGACAAUAAGGAACUUCUCGGCGAUGAGCUAUAUCUCGGUCUAAAAGAGAAGCGUGUUCGUGGUGAAGAGUAUGCCAAGUUUGUCGACACAUUUGUGCAGUCUGCCAGGAAGCUUUAUCCCAAGGCCUACAUCCACUUUGAAGACUUUGGUUUAACCAAUGCAAGGAAGAUUCUUUAUCGGUAUCGUCCAGACUUUGCUUGCUUCAACGAUGAUGUCCAAGGAACAGGAUGUGUGACUCUCGCAGCUAUCUUAUCAGGUCUCCACGUCAGCAAGCAAAAGCUCAAAGAUCUUCGAAUGGUUGUCUUUGGAGCUGGUAGUGCUGGACUCGGUAUCGCAGAUCAAGUUCGAGACGCCAUUGCCACGGAAGGAAAUAUGAGCCAUGAGGAGGCAGCAAAGCAGAUCUGGCUGAUUGACAAGCCCGGUCUUCUCACAUCGGAAACCGAAGGUGUCACUGACUCUCAAAAAAUCUUUACCAAGGAUGCUUCAGAGUGGAAGGACAAGGAUGCUGACCUCCUCUCCGUGAUCAAAGAGGUUCGACCUAACGUGCUUGUUGGCACGUCUACCAAGCCUGGUGCCUUCACCGAGGAUGUUAUCCGCGCCAUGGCUGAGCACCACGAGCGGCCUAUUGUUCUUCCCCUCUCCAACCCUACACGCCUUCAUGAGGCCAAACCCGAGGAUAUCCUCAAAUGGACAAAUGGAAAGGCCCUUGUAGCCACAGGCUCGCCCUUCCCACCCGUCAAAGGCCCAUGGGGUAAAGAUGGUUCUGAAAUCACUAUCAACGUCGGCGAAUGCAACAAUUCAGUUGUCUUCCCAGGCAUCGGUCUCGGCUGCGUGCUCUCCCGAGCCAAGCACUUGACAGAUCGCAUGCUGGUAGCCGCUGUGGAGGGAGUUUCCUCGCUGAGCCCUGUUCUUAAAGACUCAACGGCUCCUCUUCUCCCAGACGUGGAUUCAGUGCGGGAUGUCAGUGUCCGCAUUGCCCGCAAUGUGAUACAAGCAGCUGUCAAGGAUGGUGAGGCUACACAGGAGGGCAUCCCUGAAAAGGAGGAAGAUUUGGAGGAUUGGAUCAGAGAGCAGAUGUGGGAUCCCGUCUACCGGCCGUUGAAGAAGGUUGAUCUCGAGGGUGCGACCAGAGAGGCUAGAGGUGAGCUUAAGAAGGCUGGAUCAGUUCACCGUGUUGGCCAUACAUAG
Molecule: messenger RNA, 1911 nt
Organism: Fusarium tjaetaba
Lineage: Eukaryota; Fungi; Ascomycota; Sordariomycetes; Hypocreales; Nectriaceae
Product: malate dehydrogenase (oxaloacetate-decarboxylating)
Exons: 4
Coding region: 1-1911 (636 amino acids)
Biological process (GO): pyruvate metabolic process; malate metabolic process
Cellular component (GO): mitochondrion
Molecular function (GO): malate dehydrogenase (decarboxylating) (NAD+) activity; NAD binding
Source: RefSeq, a predicted model, not a curated record